This is a messenger RNA of Culex quinquefasciatus (southern house mosquito), 3069 nucleotides long. RefSeq lists its product as uncharacterized. The transcript has 3 exons. NCBI's taxonomy places the organism in Eukaryota, Metazoa, Arthropoda, Insecta, Diptera, Culicidae. The coding region runs from base 691 to 2769 and encodes 692 amino acids. The record is from RefSeq and is a predicted model, not a curated record.
GGAGCUCGUCCUGAACGGUUGUGGCGCUAAGGAUUUUUCGACUUUUCCACGACCAUCCUUUUUGUGUGUGCCCGCUGGGCUGGAAACUAACUGGCUCUCAGCACAUCGCCGUCUGCAGUAGGGACCUGUGAGGGAUGCUGGCACGGAUUUAGAAGUUAACAUUGUUACAAGAAAUGUGAUUUAAAUCCAUCAGAGUGUGUGCUUUUUGAGUGCGGAAAAUAAGGCUUUCCAGGUGGGGGCUUGGAAUUAUAAUGGAAAAACAUACCCCCAGGGGCGGAAGGAAGAAUUUUCCCAGGAAAUAACGAAGCAAAAAGGGCAAACUACUAGAGUGUGGGGCAGCACAAAAAUGUACGCAAUGAUAACGACCUCGUAGACGCCUUCAGGGCUGGAAAAAAGUAUUUUUAGCGCAGAGAUUGUAAGGAAGAGAGAAAAAAGUUUAAAAUGAGAACAUUUUCCUUCCGCACGGUGGAAAUGUUGAAUUGAAAGGUCCUUUUUCACCCUUUUUCCACAUGUGAGUGAGUGCCAAUUAGUCGUCGACAAAAUCAGAUCUUCGGGCAGGGAGUUUGUAUUUACAUUCAGCCUUGAGCUUGAGCAGUAUAGUGUGAAUUAAGGGGUGGUGGUGAUACAGAAUCAAGAACCUUGCCUCGCUGGAUACGCCUGAUACACUCUCGCAAGGCGAGAGCACAGCACAUGACGAAGACAAGGAUCAUGCCAAAGGGUAUCGACUACCGCACGCUGAUGGCACGUGGCAACCCGUCGUCGUCACGCGCCAGCGUGCACACGUUUAAAAUUCCGUCACGAAAAGCGCGUCUCAAGCUGGCCCUCAUCCUGGUCAGCGUGGUGGUGGUAUUUUUGUACAGCCUCAGCCUGCCGUGGAUCGCCGGUGGUGGCAACGGGAACGCGUACUGGGAGGAGUUCUUCGUGACCAAGGAUGACGAGCAGCACUUUAACUACAACAGUUCGUACUUUGUGAACUCGGCGGGCUGUAAGAUGCCCAGUUUGCCCAUCAUGGACGACAACAUUCAGAAGUUUAUGCAAAAGGCGGACCCGUUGAACUGCACUCCGGCGUUGAUCCAGAGUGAUGCGAACUCGAUCUGGUACCAGCUGACGGAGGAGGAUGUCGAGAAGCACUAUGAACUGGCGAAUGCCAGCAUGAUCCAGUGUUGCUAUCGGCCGUUUGAACGCAAGUCUAACAACGCGGUACGGAUCGUCGGCCAGGAGCAGUGCUUUGGGUAUGGCGAACGGGCGGAGAUCGCCAACGAGUUCAUCGCGGUCAUUUGUACGCACCCGAGUAAGAGUUCAAUCUUCUAUCGGGAUUACUUUGCAUUUGUACCGUUGAAGCCGACGGUGGAGGAGCGUUGUGAAGCGACGAGGAACGAACUGGACGCGAAGUUCGGGAAGGAGGAAGGCAGGCUAAGCGUCAUGAUUCUGGGCAUCGACAGCGUGUCCAGGUUGAACUUUCACCGCCAGAUGCCGCUGACGGCUGAGUUUGUGAUCGACAAGUUGAAGGCGGUUGAAAUGUUUGGCUACAACAAAGUCGGAGACAACACGUAUCCUAAUCUUGUUCCAGCGUUGACCGGACUGGACGUGGAAGAGCUCGCAGCGGCAUGCUAUCCGUACUCGAAUAGUACUUUCGAUCUGUGUCCGUUCAUUUGGCGAAAAUUUGCAAACGCCGGCUACCGAACGUUUUACUCCGAAGAUAGCAGCACGCUGGAGACGUUCAACUAUUUGAGAAAGGGCUUCCGCGAGCAACCUACCGAUUACUAUUUGAGGAGUUUCUUCCGACAGGCGGACUCUUCUAUCGGAUACAAUAAGAAGGUGAACGCCAAACUCUGUCUCGGAGGUCGGAAUCCAACCCAGAUCUUGGUUGAGUAUGGCAGGAAAAUAGUCACAGCAAUGAAGAGUCGGUUGAGCUUCUCCCUCUUAUGGGCUUGUACGAUGACCCAUGAUCUGCUCAACUAUCCAGCGCUUGUCGACGAAGACUACAGGGGACUGCUGGAGCACAUGGAGAAGGAAGGAUCUCUCGACAAGACAGCGGUCAUACUUUUGAGUGAUCACGGAAUCCGAUGGGGCAGCUACCGUAACACAUAUCAAGGCAUGAUGGAGGAGCGUCAACCGUUUCUCCAUCUCAUUCUUCCACCGUGGUUCCAGCAAAAGUACCCAACAGCGUAUCGCAACCUUCGCAAAAACCGUCAACAGCUCACGUCACAUUUUGACCUGUACGAAACGCUCAAAGAUCUUGUGGACGUCACAACCCUCUCUCAAUCCGCCAUCAAACAGCGGUCGUACGAACUGCUCGAAACCAAACCAGUUCCCCGUGGAAUCUCCCUAUUCCUCCCAAUUUCACCCAGCAGAACCUGCGAAGACGCUGGGAUCGCACCCCACUGGUGCACGUGCCACGAUCACAAACCGCUUCCAACCAACGACCAUCGGGUCGUAACGGCCACCCGCUUCACCGUGACCAGCCUCAACCAAAUGCUCAAAAAGUAUCCCCAGUGCAGCACGCUCCAUCUGUACUCGAUCGAGGACGCCAGCCUGGGAAUUUCAACCGAAGAGAUAAUCUCGAAAAAACCAACGAACCAGUUCAGUGACAUUAGCGUCCGCUUUGUGACGAAACCGGGCGAGGCGGAGUUCGAAGCGACGGUCCGGAUCGAUUCCCACAAUCAGUGCGCGCUGACCGGAAGCGUAAGCCGGACGAAUCUGUACGGCAAGCAGAGCUACUGCGUGGAUGAUUACCGGAUGAAGCUGUACUGCUUUUGUGCGAGAUGAACAGCUUGAACAGCUCAAUGGUUAGAACAACGGGUCAUGGAAACUAUUUUCUUCUUCGAUAUCGUACUCGUGUUAGAUGGUAGGCUCGGAACAAUACCCAAUAAUCAAAAUACUUAACAUAGAACAGUGCGCGUGCAGUGAUUGAGUGAUUGUGAUCAGUAAUACGCAGUGAACACACGUGUGUUCGAUCAUUUUGGUAUACCACAUGGAGAGUGAGCAUUUUCUAGUUACAUUCAUUUUGAAGAAUUUUUUAUGUUUUUGUUACUUAAAGUGAAUAAAACAUUAUUUUUUAUCAAUGUG